UUAGCCGGUCGGAGCACACACGCCUGGCCGUGGGGCACCCGCAUAAAAGUCACAGCCAGCGGAGGUUGGAAGCAGCCGUCGACUUGGGCUUCGGCCGGAGGAGGAUGGAGUGACCAGCGCGGCCCUGGCCACACAGGCCCUGCUCCACGCCCCUCGCCCGCCCGCACCACGGAGGGGAGCUCCACUCAGCAGCUCCAGGAAAGCGCGCGCGGCGCGUGAAGCUGCCAUGGACCGCGGCCGCCCAGCGGGUAGCCCCCUCAGCGCCAGCGCCGAGCCCUCGCCUCUGGCCGCCGCCAUCCGCGACUCGAGUCCCGGGCGGACCGGGCCGGGGCCGGCGUGCCCCGGGGGCGGCUCGCGUUCCGGGAGCGGGCGGCCGGCGGCGGCGAAUGCGGCGCGGGAGCGCAGCCGGGUGCAGACCCUGCGGCACGCUUUCCUGGAGCUGCAGCGCACGCUGCCGUCCGUGCCGCCCGACACCAAACUGUCCAAGCUGGACGUGCUGCUGCUGGCCACCACCUACAUCGCGCACCUCACCCGCAGUCUGCAGGACGACGGCGAGGCGCCGGCGGACCCCGGGUUGGGCGCUCUGCGCGGCGAUGGCUACCUGCACCCGGUCAAGAAAUGGCCCAUGCGAUCAAGAUUGUACAUCGGUGCUACUGGUCAGUUUCUGAAGCAUUCUGUUUCUGGAGAAAAAACAAAUCAUGACAACACUCCAACAGGCUCACAGCCUUAGGCUCUCCCCUGGUGGGGGCUGGUAGAAGUGGUGGCUAUUGUUUUUAAAUACUAUGACAUAAUUCUAUAUUUAUUAUAUGAGACAUAACAAAAUUUCUGAAAGUUUACAUGUGAACCCAUAGUUGGAUGUUCAGGUUUAUCUGUCUAAAUGUGGAAUGAAAUAAUCAGUGUUAUAUAAAACACACAGCUUAUCUGUUCAGUGUGAGAGUCACUACUGUAUAGUGCAAGAGAAAUUAUUAGAAAAAAGGAGUCACAUGAAAGCAAACAAUUGUGUAUAUAGCUAAAUAAUGCAAUAUAGAUAUUGCUGUAGUGUAUCUAUUACAAACAGAAAAGUUCAUAUCUAUUGGUGCAGUCUUCCUAGUUUAAAAAGAUAAAAAUCUGUGUUUAUAAUAUACCAGUAUUCCUUUUUUGUGAAAACCAUACCGUGCUUAAGUUGGUCUAAGACGCCAUUUCAAAAUUGUUGCAGUAAUAUGAAGAUGCAAUAAAUUCAAUAAGUAGUUAUUUUUCCCUCUUAGAAAACUUGUUUGGAGUAUUAGAAAUGGUUUGCUCAGAGGACAGGGCUUGGUCACCUUCCUAGAGGGUUAUUCUGUAUCUUACAGUGUUUGCAACUUGUGGAAGGCACUGGGAAUCCCUGCAGUCCAGUGUGAACAGAAGACCAGGUGUCAGCGGACAGCAGACUUCACAAUGUAGGUGCAUGUCACCACACCUGGCUAAUUCUUUUAUUUUUUUUGUAGAGAUGGAGUCUCACUGUGUUGCCUAGGCUACUCUUGAAAUCCUGGCUCAAUAAAUCCUCCCGCCUCACCUACCAAAGUGUUGGGAUUAUAGGCAAGAGCCACCGUGCCUGGCCCAGUUUUAUUGUUUUAAUGUGAAUAUACUCAUAAUGUGACAGAAGCAUAUCUUUUUGCAAGAAAGAUAUAUGAUAAAAGUUCUCUACAUAUUAAUAUGUAGAAAAGUACUUGCAUAUUUAAAUAUUUGUAAACAUAUUUACCUACUCAUGGAAAGAAAUAAAAAGUAAAAUGAGAUUUGGAUUCAGACAUUCACUAUUAUAAGUUAUUGACAUAAGAAGUGCUAAAAAGAAUCUUUAUCCUAAGGAAUGAAAUCAAAACUUCUUUAAAGUUACCUCAAACUGAAUUGUAAACACUAAAUUUAACAGCAAGAAUUUCAGAAAAAUGAUUUUCUUGCUAAUAAUUCUUAAAAUUUAUUAGUUUGGCUAGUUUUUAAAGCAUUUAACUGGGGAAAAAACUAUGUGUUGAAUAAUUGGACUUCUAAGUCAUCCUGUUAAAUAGUUAGUAGAGCUUUGCCUUUGAUGGUAUUACUUUUUAAUUCUUCUCAUCCAGUUACAAGUUGUGUUAAUGCCAAAGAAGUGUAUUUGUUACAGAUUUUCAUAACAUUUUAUUAAAUUGCUAGAUACGAAGAUAGGUUUUGGUAUGUUGGAAAAUUACAGAGGAGAAAUUGCAUAUUUUCACUCAAAGAUUCAAAGGAGCAUGCUGUUUUAAUGCUUUAAUGGUGAAUGGUCAUAAGAGGUAUCAUAAAAAUAAAGUACUAAUUUGAAAAUUAGUCUGUUAAAUUUGUGUUUCUCUCUUUGGAUAUUUAACAAACACUGAAGCUACUUUUGAAAAUCUUUUUAGAUGAUAGAUACCUACUUGGUGUUAGCUUAUUUUUUACCAUGCUGUCUUUUUUUUUUUUUUUGAGACAGAGUCUCACUCUGUUUCUCAGGCUAGAGUACAGUGGCACAAUCUCCAGUCACUGCAACCUCCACCUCUUGGGUUCAAGCGAUUCUCCUGUCUCAGCCUCCUGAGUAAGUGGGACUACAGGCAUGUACCACCAUGCCUACCUAACUUUUGUAUUUUUAGUAGGAGACAGGGUUUCACCAUGUUGGCCAGGCUGGUAUCGAACUCCUGACCUCAAGUGAUUCGCCUGCCUCGGCCUCCCAAAGUGCUGGGAUUACAGGCGCGAGCCACGGUGCCCAGCCUCUGUUGUUUUUCGAGUUGGAGUAUCACUCUGCUGCCCAGGCUGGAGUGCAGU
This is a messenger RNA of Pongo pygmaeus (Bornean orangutan), 2754 nucleotides long. It is a transcript of the gene TCF24, whose product is annotated as transcription factor 24. Gene Ontology annotation, biological process: developmental process; regulation of transcription by RNA polymerase II. Gene Ontology annotation, molecular function: protein dimerization activity; RNA polymerase II transcription regulatory region sequence-specific DNA binding; DNA-binding transcription factor activity, RNA polymerase II-specific. Bases 227 to 730 code for a protein of 167 amino acids. NCBI's taxonomy places the organism in Eukaryota, Metazoa, Chordata, Mammalia, Primates, Hominidae. The transcript has 3 exons. The record is from RefSeq and is a predicted model, not a curated record.